This is a messenger RNA of Saccharomyces mikatae IFO 1815, 1719 nucleotides long. It is a transcript of the gene DSE1, whose product is annotated as Dse1p. Lineage: Eukaryota; Fungi; Ascomycota; Saccharomycetes; Saccharomycetales; Saccharomycetaceae. Gene Ontology annotation, molecular function: protein binding. The transcript has a single exon. The record is from RefSeq and is a predicted model, not a curated record. Bases 1 to 1719 code for a protein of 572 amino acids.
AUGCAAGACACCAAAUACUACGAACCAAGUAAUAUUUUUCGUCAGCCAGCUAUUAAUAUAAAGAAAAGAACAAACAAAAAGAGAAUUUUACAAUCGAUGACAACUUUGUCCACGUAUAAGAAAACGUGGCAGAAUAGUACUUCAAAAAUGAACUCACCGAUCUUGCGAAAGACAUCAGACAAUUUCAAUGACUUCUACACCACUAGGAAACUAAAAUCAGAUUAUUGGAGGUUGUAUGGGGUCGAUGAAUCCGAGUUAUCUAUACCUUCAGAUAUUUCUCUUUUGGAUAACAUACUUCUAGUGUCUACUAUGAACGACAAGGACAACUUAAAACUUUUCGAGAUCUCUACGAAGAAAAAGCUAAAGGAACUACAGACGAUAACUGUUCCUGGUAAACCUAUUACCUGUAUCUGCUUAUUGCCAAUGGUAGAUUUUCCACCACAAAUAUUUGCCAACUCUCAAAUAAAUGCUAGUCAUAACCAAUUAAUCUUGACAGGUCAUCAAGACGGUAUAGUAAAUUUAAUAUCUACUUCAACAUAUAAGGGGUGUGCCAAAAUAAUAAAACGAUUCAACCAUAACAAAUUUUUAAAAUCUACUGUGUCAUCAUCAAGUCCCAUUCUGGAAAUAUCACCAAAGACAGCACCAAUUUUGAAGGUGUCACCAUGGAAUAGGACUGGUUUCGUUUCCCUUUUAAACGACUCCCUGUUCAUAUAUGAUUUGAAAUCGAACCCGGACUCCAUAAGAACGCCUAUUUUUUUGCAAUCAUAUCCAGGUAUUAAUUCCUUUUCUGUUAAUGAAUUUAAUGAUCCUUUUUUAUUGGCUUUAGUUGGCUCACAGUUUGGCCCGAAUGGCAUCUCACUACUUGAUCUGAGGACAAAUUUAUACAUUCCAGAUAUUUUGAAUAAAGGCUCGUCUGAAGAAAUUAAAAAAGAUAAUUUGCAAAGAAAAAACACAAGUUUGGAUUGUGUCUGGAUAAAUAACCAUCAUGUUGCCCAAGGCUUGAACGAUAAGAUUCAGAUUUGGGAUAUUCAAUCUUGCGAUGGUAAACCAGUUUGCGAAUUAUAUGCCAAGAAAGGGUACGUUGAAAGACUGAAAUUUAAUAAAAAAACAGGUUUAUUGUACAGCAGUGAUGACCAAGGCUUUGCGAUAUGCUGGGAUUUACAAAAUCUACAAAACAUGAAAUACGGUGAGUUGGUCCAUGGAUUCAACUCAAUCAGCUUAGAUGAUACACAUGAAUCACCGUCAACCAGGCAAGUUUUUCAAUGUGGUAAUAUUAUUGUAAGUGGUACUGAUAAUAGGAAAAUUUGCUUGAGGAAUAAUGAGACUGCAGCCAAGGGAAUAGGAUGUGGUUUUUUAUUCCUUGAUAUGGCUGUUGAUGGAAGUUUGGUAACUCUUGACAAUUAUUGUGAACUGGGAUUACAUCAAAUUUGUCAGGUUCAAUUCAACGCCAACACUGGUAAACUAAUGAUCAAUGAUACUAGCACGGAUGCCAUCUCAGAUACAUCUGUAUUAUUAUCGCCUAAUGAAAGUGACCACAGUAUAACAGAUAUUUCUGAUGACAUGUUCUCAAAUUCAGGUAAUUGGGAUUGCUCUUCGGGAAAUACUAUUAGUGAAGGUAGAAUGAAUGGCUACCAAGAGGAUGAUGUCCUUUCGAAAAGGAUGUAUUCUGUGAAUGAUAUGCAUUUGAGUGGAUCCACUAUUGAUACUACUGUUUUCUAG